AUGAUCUUUGACACAACUAAUUUUAUUCGGAUAGUCUACUUAUUGGCCUUGUUACAGGCACCAGGGGUGCGAGGAGAGAGGAGUAGUAAUACGGAGAAGGAUAAUAGGUUGUCAAAUAACCGUAAAGCAGCGGCUGUGUCGCCCAACAGUUGGGAAAAUUCGAACUGGAGUCAGAAUAACAAGGAAGCGGCAACAACAGGAGCAGCAAACGAAGGUGUAUCAACAGAUGAUGCCAACGCGGCCACUGCUGCGACCUCGUCGAACGGAGUCAACCCAUUUGCAUGGAUGAAUUCUGAGUCGGAAACUGCAAACGCGGCCACUAGCACUUCUUCUACCGGUACCUCUACAGGCGCUACUACCUCUACCGGUACUUCUACAGGCGCUACUACCUCUACCGGUACUUCUACAGGCGCUACUACCUCUACCGGAAGGCCCUCUGAUGCGGCCAUCACAUCGAUUGGAACAUCUACAGAUGCUACAUCUUCAUCUACAGACCCAGCAGAUAAUAAAGUCACAUCAAGUACUGAAGGUACGACUGAACAAGCUGCUAACAAAGCCACUUCAAGUACUGAAGGUACUACACAGCAAGAUGCGAACACUGCUACCUCAAGUGCUCAAGAAACAACUGAGCAACCGAAUAGCCAAUCUACACAACAAACCAGUUCCCCAUUAAAUGAAGGUAUCGAGCCAACCGGUAUUUCAUCCAAUCAUGCCACGGGAACGACAUCUGAGGUUAUGGCUUCGUCACCAACAUCAGAGUCUUCGGCACCAACUUCAUCGUCUGGAUUCAACUGGCUCGGUUUGUUUGGCCAAAAGUCUUCAUCCGAAGCAUCUUCCACUCAAUCCACAUCUGGAGUGAUGGAAACUUCCAAGAGUUCUACAGGCACUGAUACCUUAACGACUUCGUCAGACCCAAGCACAUCAAGUGAAACUCCCUCUGUCGUUGACCUUUUUAAUUCCGCUUCUUCAUCAACGGAGUCUUCAUCAGAAUCGGAUUCGACUACAUCGGCCGAUUACAGCUUCCAAUCUUCGACUGAUGCAACUGGUGCAUCAACUGCGGGUACUUCAUCCUUGUCUUCUGAAUCGUCUGUUAGUAAGUCUGCAGAAACAUAUUCAGAAACUUUAUUUGAAAGUGUUAGCGUUGCUGAUUUGAGCUCCGGCUCAACCUCUACAGGAACAAUGAGCUCCACUAAUGCAGAUGCCUCGACAUCUGCCACAUCAGUAAUGUUCAAUGGUUUGUUUGCAACUAGUGACUCUAGUUCGUCUGUAACGCCAUCAACAAGUAACCCUAAAGAAAGUUCAGUCGCCUCAUCUUUUGAUGCCAGUGUUUCAUCCGACACACCCUAUUAUGCGUCUGAAUCCCCAACUGUGUUUGCUAGUACAACAGAAAGUUCUUUGUCUUCUGCAACAUAUGAUGAGUCUGGAUCUUCAACUGAGUUUGCCAGUCCAACUGAAAGUGCUUUGUCUUCUGCUACAUAUGAUGAGUCUGAAUCUUCAACUGAGUUUGCUAGUCCAACACAAAGCUCUUUUGAAACAUCCUUAUCCUCAUCGAUGAAUGCAGAAGAACUCACGCUUGGAUCUUCAAGCAAGGUCGCUAGUGCGACUAAGAGUUCUUUUACAGCUUCAUAUGUAUUACCUUCGUCUGAUGUCUCGCAAAGUACAUUGACAUCAUCGGCAAACUUUGCAUCAUCUACCGAAAGUUCUUUCGAAACUCCAUUUUAUUCGACUUGGUCAAGUGAACCAGUAAGUUCUCUGGAUUCUUCUGUUGAAUAUGCUACUGCCAUGGAGAGCUCUUUAGAAACCCCUUUCUAUUCCACGUGGUCUAGCUCUCCAUCAAAAUCCUCGACGGAUUUUAUUGGUCCAUCACAAUCUUCAACUGGUUUCAGAACUUCAACAGAGCAAUCAUUUGAAACUCCAUUUUCCAGCAUUUCAGAAAGCUCAUUUGGUUCUCCAACUGCGCUUGUAAACCCAAGUGAGACGUCAGCAGAUUCGGUGUCACCUUCGAUUGUUUCUAGUACUGAAGAAACAUCAUCUUUAUACCCAGCCGUUUCAUCGGACCCGUCGACACUUAUUCCAGCUUCAAGUUCUCAUGCAGAAUUUACUAAUUCAGCAGCAAGUGAAAGCUUUAGUGCUGUGUCAUUCGAAUCGAGUACACCACCUUCUUCGAACGUCGUCCCACUGACUCAAUCGUUAGAAUCUGAUGUCGAACCAACUUCAACUUAUGUGUCAGUGGUUUCAUCCUCUUACGAUGCUUUGACUUCCGCUACAAGUGAAUCAGCAGUAGAAACAGAAGAACCAUUGUCAUCAUUUGUUGCCACAUCAUCUGUGAUCAGUGAAUCGCUGGUAUUACCUGAAUCCCAAACUCAAAUUUUGUCAAACUCGCUACCUAUCAAUACAAUGGAGUCUAGUGCUGAAUCCAAUCCAUCCUCCAUUACAGUCAGCCCACCAAUUGCAUCCUCGGCGGCAGUUCCAUCGUCUGAGGUGUUGCCUGCUUCCGAAACAGUCCCAACGAUGUCAACCGCAAACAAUUGGUUACCGUCUCAGAUUAUUGAACAAACUUCAAUUAAUGAACCAACUGCUUCCACUGAUGAUUCUGUCAGUCAAGCAUCUCCAACUACAGCUGAGCCUUCUGGUUUACCAAAGGCAAUUACAGGGCAACUGGCUACGGCACCAGGGGGGAAUUAUGAAGUUGUAUAUAUUGGAUUCAAGUCUUCAUUGAAUUAUCCAUUCGUUGUUGAAAAUUCAUUGUCAUCUGCACAAAUCUUCCAGUAUUUGCCAAACACUUUGAAUUUCCCAUUUGAUGAUGAAUCAGCGUUAGAUAAAGUUUCAGUCAAGAAAAUCAUUCCAUUUACAGCUAGCGGGAUAUCGUAUACAAUCUCGGUUGCCGAAGUAUACUUCCCAUCAGACUUAGUUAGUAAAUUGGACACCUACAUUCAGGCAUCUGAUUCUAAAUUAUACACCAAUCCAUCAUCGACAGAACAUCAAUUGGCCUCGCUUAUUGAUAAGAGGAUUCCUUUAACUGGAUUGGUAACUGAAAAUACCUCCAGCAGUACCAAGAGUGAAGGCUCAUCAAAUAAUGGAUCUAUGGACUCGCGUAAUUCAACUGUAACCAAUAAAGGUAAGAUCGCGGGUAUUGCUAUCGGUGCAGCGGCUGGUUGCGGUCUUUACAUGUCCUUAAUGGUUUUAUUAUUCAAGAAGUACAAAAAGAACAAUGGUGUUGAGUUGCCUUCUUCUGACUCAGAAAGUAAUAUUGGGUUAGCAACCAACAAUUCUACAAUCCAAAGUAAUGGCGCUGGUAUCUCAGGAUUAUUCAAUAGAUUAGGCGACAGUUCCUCUGGGGAAGGAGUGGGCAGUGUUCCCAUCUCCGAACCAGUAAAUGCUUCUAAUUCUUUGGGUUGGGCUCAUUGA
Molecule: messenger RNA, 3408 nt
Organism: Debaryomyces hansenii CBS767
Lineage: Eukaryota; Fungi; Ascomycota; Pichiomycetes; Serinales; Debaryomycetaceae
Gene: MSB2
Product: Msb2p
Exons: 1
Coding region: 1-3408 (1135 amino acids)
Biological process (GO): hyperosmotic response; osmosensory signaling pathway via Sho1 osmosensor; fungal-type cell wall organization
Cellular component (GO): cell surface; site of polarized growth; plasma membrane
Molecular function (GO): osmosensor activity
Source: RefSeq, a predicted model, not a curated record